UUAGAUCAAACCCCAAAAUUUCCCACCAACUUACCCUAUCUUCUUCACUACCCCAGAUCUCAACCCCCAUUUAGCCAAAUACUCAAACAAUAGCUCAGUAGCAACCCCAUUAUAUUUUCUUGAAAUUCUAUUGGGUAUUUAGUAUACUAAGUUGUAUCAAGAUUCAUAAAAAUUGAAUCUUUACACUGUGUUAAGUUGCUAGAAGCAUUGUAAUGGUGGAGGCACAGUCAUGGACUACAAGAAGGGGAAGCAAUCCAAGAUUGGAGUCACCCCAAGAUCAAGUCUUGGAUAUGCCAGUAACCCCAACUGCUGAAAUCAGACAGCAACAGUAUUCUAAUGGUGGGAUAACUUCUUUGGUGUCACCAAAUGUACUUACUGCUCUUAUAAUUGCUUCUUGGUACUGUUCAAAUAUUGGGGUGUUGUUACUAAACAAGUAUCUUUUAAGUUUUUAUGGUUAUCGUUACCCAAUAUUCUUGACUAUGUUGCAUAUGCUGUCAUGUGCUACUUAUAGUUUAGUUGCUAUUAAGUGGCUGGAAGUUGUUCCUUUCCAGCAGAUACAUAGCAGGAAACAGUUCUUCAAUAUUCUUGCUUUAAGUGCUAUUUUUUGUUUUUCUGUUGUGUGUGGCAAUACUUCAUUGAGGUACCUUCCUGUAUCGUUUAAUCAAGCAAUUGGUGCUACUACCCCAUUUUUUACUGCUAUUUUUGCUUUUGUGAUAACUUGUAAGAAAGAAACUGCUGAGGUUUAUUUAGCUCUUGUCCCUGUGGUCCUUGGUAUCGUCUUGGCUAGCAAUAGUGAGCCAUUGUUCCAUUUGUUUGGGUUCUUGAUGGCUUUAGGUUCAACUGCUGGGAGAGCCUUGAAAUCUGUUGUUCAGGGGUUGUUGUUAUCCUCUGAUGCUGAGAAAUUACACUCCAUGAAUCUGUUAUUAUACAUGGCUCCAAUGGCAGCAAUGAUUUUGCUUCCUUUUACGCUAUACAUAGAGGGGAAUGUAGCAGCAGUUACAGUGGAGAAAGCUAAGGGAGAUGGAUUUAUGGUUUUCUUGUUGAUUGGUAAUGCCACAGUUGCUUAUUUGGUGAACUUAACUAAUUUCUUGGUUACUAAGCAUACAAGUGCCUUGACACUGCAAGUUUUGGGGAAUGCCAAGGCUGCAGUGGCUGCAGUGGUGUCAGUUUUGAUAUUCAGGAAUCCAGUGAACAUCAUGGGCAUAACAGGAUUUGCUGUGACUGUAAUGGGUGUGGUGCUUUACAGUGAGGCAAAGAAGAGAUCUAAAGUAACAGCACACUGAUGAUAGCUUGAAAGAUUCAAUCUUGAUGAUGCCACACAAAGGUACAAUUUUUUUUUUUUUGGUCUAAUUAGAAUUCAUUCUGGUUGGGGAUGUUAAGUGGUUGGAUUGUAUUCCACUGUAUAGGAAGAAAAAUGGGGUAAAGUGGAAAAAGGUUUAUGUGCUAUGCUUUUUUUCCUCUAUAUAAUUGUUCUUGAUUGGGGGUGGUUUAAAGAGAAUAAAGUUGUCUCUUUUACUUUUCCCCUUUCUGUAAUUUUAUACUCCUUUGAUGCAACUACAACAAAGAAAGACUGAUUCUUUCGAUAUUGUUCUCUAUGUGUAAUAUUUUGGUAGGAGAAUUGUCCUCCCAAUAUAUUUUGUCCAAACUCAAGUUUACUUUCCUA
This is a messenger RNA of Solanum verrucosum, 1663 nucleotides long. Its product is annotated as probable sugar phosphate/phosphate translocator At1g12500. Gene Ontology annotation, cellular component: Golgi apparatus. The record is from RefSeq and is a predicted model, not a curated record. Bases 213 to 1283 code for a protein of 356 amino acids. NCBI's taxonomy places the organism in Eukaryota, Viridiplantae, Streptophyta, Magnoliopsida, Solanales, Solanaceae. Gene Ontology annotation, molecular function: antiporter activity. The transcript has a single exon.